Molecule: messenger RNA, 4473 nt
Organism: Cyclopterus lumpus (lumpfish)
Lineage: Eukaryota; Metazoa; Chordata; Actinopteri; Perciformes; Cyclopteridae
Product: histone acetyltransferase KAT7-like
Exons: 16
Coding region: 349-2313 (654 amino acids)
Biological process (GO): regulation of DNA-templated transcription
Cellular component (GO): nucleus
Molecular function (GO): histone acetyltransferase activity; zinc ion binding
Source: RefSeq, a predicted model, not a curated record
AGUGAGACGAUAAUUUAGAUAACAUUUUGGUAACUAACUUAUAAUAACUAUUCGUUGACUUUGAAUUUUACAAAGUUGAGAUACACUACCUCUCUCGCCGUUACCUGUGGAAUCAAAGGACCGCCGCAGCCUCAUGUUCCGCACGGAGGCAUUUUGUCAACGGACCCAAAAAACGAACGAGUUUGCGCCGUACUCACAAGGAAGUGCGGAAAAAAUUGGUGCGCCCUUUUCAGCUGAGUUGGCUCAUAUCAAAAGCUGAUGAUUUGUUGGUCUUACAACCUGAAAUAAAUUGCCCCCAAAGUAGGGAGUAGUAAUCGGCCACUGGCGACACACGCGACACCUUUGAGAAUGCCCCGGAGAAAGAGGACUGCCGGCAGCAGCUCGGACGGGACGGAGGACUCGGAUUUUUCCGCCGACCUCGAGCACGCGGAAGCUUCCGAGAACGCGCGCAGGCGCAGCAGCACUCGCCUCACUCGCGCAUCGCUGCGCCUCAGUCGGAGCUCACAAGAUAACUGCAGCUCAGUACGCAGCAGUUCUCCUGCAGCCACUGGUCCAGACGAAGGCCAGGAUUCAGCGGCAGAGUCGGCGGCGGCGGCGGCAGCAGUGGCAGCGUCCGUCUUUUCCUCUGGGCGCAGGAUCACACGCAGCCAGCAGGGGGCGACAAACACCACAGCCAAAAAAUACCCACUGCGUCGGAGCAGGUCAUCUGGCUCGGAUACCGAGGCUAACGCAGACCUGAAGCAGGGGGCAGACCGGGACGAGACACCUCCCCGGACCCCGACGGGUAACGCCCCGUCCUCGGAGUCCGACAUCGAUGUUUCCAGCCCCGGCAACGACCUUGUGUCUUCUAGCAACGACAUUGUAGUGUCGCAGGAGGAGGACGAGAGAUUGGCCAAAGAGCUGUCGCUCAAAGAGGCCGCCGCCCACGACCUUUCCCACAGGCCCAAACGGCGGCGCUUCCACGAGAGCUACAACUUUAACAUGAAGUGUCCCACGCCAGGGUGUAAUUCGUUGGGUCAUCUAACAGGCAGGCAUGAGAGACACUUCUCCAUAUCGGGAUGUCCUCUCUACCACAAUCUCUCUGCUGAUGAAUGCAAGGGCAAGGCAUCGACGCGCGACAAACAGGCCGAGGAAAGGACGCUGUCGCACCGCCAGGACGAGAAUAGACACUCCACAAGAAACCAGGCCCCAUCAGACCGCCAGCUGCGCUACAAGGAGAAGGUAACGGAGCUGAGGAGGAAGAGGAAUUCUGGCCUCAAUAAGGAGCAGAAGGACAAGUACAUGGAGCACCGUCAGAGCCACGGAGCGAGCAGGGAGCCGCUGCUGGAAAACAUCACCAGCGACUACGACCUUGAGCUGUUCAGGAAAGCGCAGGCACGUGCCUCGGAGGACCUUUCAGCAAACCCUCCUCUGCAGCCACAGGAGGAGUCUGAGAUAUUUUUGGAGAAACUUCGGCUCGCCGGCCAGGUGUCAGAGGGCAGCAACAUGAUAAAGACCAUUGUGUUUGGCCGCUACGAACUGGACACGUGGUACCAUUCCCCAUACCCAGAGGAAUACGCCCGCCUGGGGAGGCUCUACAUGUGCGAGUUCUGCCUCAAGUAUAUGAAGAGCCAGACCAUUCUGCGGCGGCACAUGGCCAAGUGUGUGUGGAAGCACCCUCCAGGGGACGAGAUCUACAGGAAGGGGAACAUCUCUGUCUUUGAGGUGGAUGGAAAGAAGAACAAGAUUUACUGCCAGAACUUGUGCCUGCUGGCGAAGCUCUUCCUGGACCACAAGACUCUGUAUUACGAUGUGGAACCUUUCCUCUUCUACGUCAUGACCGAAGCUGACAACACAGGGUGCCAUCUAGUCGGAUACUUCUCCAAGGAGAAGAACUCUUUCCUCAACUACAACGUGUCCUGCAUCCUCACCAUGCCGCAGUACAUGAGGCAGGGCUACGGCAAGAUGCUCAUCGACUUCAGCUACCUGUUGUCCAAAGUGGAGGAGAAGGUGGGUUCACCUGAGCGCCCCCUGUCUGACCUGGGCCUCAUCAGUUACCGGAGUUACUGGAAGGAGGUGCUGCUGCGCUACCUGAACAACUUUCAGGGCAAAGAAAUCUCCAUCAAAGAGAUCAGUCAGGAGACGGCAGUGAACCCAGUGGAUAUUGUCAGCACGCUGCAGUCCCUCCAGAUGCUCAAAUACUGGAAGGGGAAGCACCUGGUUUUAAAGCGACAGGACCUUAUCGACGACUGGAAGGCCAAGGAGACCAAACGCGGCAAUGGCAAGACCAUUGACCCCAAAGCCUUAAAAUGGACACCGCCUAAAGGGACGUAGAGGAGCUUCCUUUCACACUACAAACCCAGAAACACACACACACACACAGACCGAUCCUCCGCUGCACUCUGGCAUGCUCACAGACCCUGAGCCUGAACCCUCCCCACACACUCUUGUACAAAACCCUUUCAGCAGCUCCAGCGCAGUCAGCCGCUCGUUGUGUCCGCCGUGAACUCUGGGUUCAGCAGUCACCGUCGUGGCUCAACAUGAGAGCACCGGUAUAAUGCCUGGCAAGAGUAUUUGUUUGCGCAUUACACAAAAAUAGGAGGACAAAAAAAGACUCAUCAAGAAGGGUUUCUUUUGAAAUAAACUCUUGAAAUGUAACAAAAAAACAAACAUGCAUAUCAUUAAUGGUUAAUUAAUGGUUGUGUUUAGAAGCAAAUGAAACACGGAAUUACGUAGCUUGACCCUGAAUAGUUAUUUAAGCUAAUACGAGCAAUGAACAAUAAAUUACACGACAGCAGUACGCCCCUGGCUAUUACUCACUUAAAUUGCAUCAAUAUAUUACGUGGCGCUUUUUAAAACAUUUGUAUAGAAUUUUAAUUAUUUCACAAAUUGUUGGUUCACAGUUUAUUAACAUGAUUAUUUAUGUAAUAAUGUUUUUUUUUAUAUAUUCAACUGUGCCCACUUUGGGGUUCCAAAGGAGAGGAUCAGCUGUUCCCGAUUUUAUUUUUAGAUUUAAUAUUUCCCGACGAACACUGUGACUAAAUUACAAAAUAAUGAGCUAAGCAAACGGCCGGUGAUGGUCUGUCUACGUAAAAUCGCCUCUGAGCUCAUUUUUUGUCUGAGAAGUGAAAGUAAUUGUGCGUUGUGAGUGCACCUCCUUCCUGACACUGGCUAGCACGGAGUGCCAGGCACACCCGCUAACCCAAUCUGCGGCAGCCAGUAUCGAACCGGUGCUGCUUUUCAUUCGGCUCUCGAGGUGGUUGACACAACGCAGGUCUGCAGCGCGUUGACUCAUGCAAUGCAUUUUGGCAGACACAGACCAGCUGGCUGUGAUUAAACAGAGCAAUGCCUGGGCCCAAAAACAAAAUGAAUGCAGUUUUAAGGAGCUCAGGUCACAUGGCUAAACAGAGACAUCCCAAAAAGAUUUCUUUUGAGAAUUGGAAAACUAAAUUUGAAUAGGACUAAAAACUAAUUCUGGCAAUCCAUUUUUAAAAUCUGAUCCCCGUUUUUUUUUUUAAGACUACAGAACAGGUGAGAGAAACGUGCCUAUCUACGUUCCUUUCUAAGUUUUGUAGGAUCAUUUUCAGUAGGUGGGGGGGAUCGAGAAAUUAAAACUCACCUGGAAGAAAACAUGAAUGCUUUUUAUUGAAAAUUAGUAUUAAAAAGAGUACUGUAACAACAACAAAAACAUUGAAAAAUGAACCUGACAAAACAUUUUUUUUCACCUGCUUUAACAGAUGAAAAAUGUUUUACUUUAAGGAAAUAUCCUGUUUUUAAGACAUGAACACACGAGAGAAAAAAACUAUUUAGAUCAGACUAAGAACAUCGAUCACCAGAUUUUUUUUUAUUCCAUAAAGAUAUUACCUUCCAUUACCUAUCGUCAUUAUACAUAUUGUAGUACUUUAUGUGAAUGGUUGGGUAUCAGCUGCAGAGUGAUGUUGCCUUUUAUCAUGCACCCACUACAAUUAAAUAUGAUUAAAUACAAGUCUUAUGAAAAUAAAAACAUCCGGUCAGAUGGUCUCUUUUACAGAUUCUCUUUUUGUGUAAGAAACGGUGCUGGAUGGGCCAGAGGGUGCAGACAUUUCUCUGAGUCUUAACAGUGGCUGUUUGAACCCAGAGCUAAUCAAUAACUCAGCAUCUCCGUCAUGCAACAAACACACACACACGCACACGUUGUGUCCAGUAUUUAACCCAUCGCACCAGUCAGGAAGCUAUAGCUGCCACUGGCCGUCCUCGGACCUCGUUGUGUCACCGGGACCGACCCGUCUUCCCUUCUUCUCUUUGACCUUUUAUCUUUGGGGCGGCCAUGUUGUUUUCUGAAGUCUGACAGUGAACAGUGAAGGUAAACGGGGGAUCUCAGCCGUCCUCUGUGUCGGAGCUCCUUUCUGUGUCCUUUUUGUGGUGUUUGUGUUAAAGUUCUCAAUGAUAUUUUAUACUUGUUCUACCUCUAAGGUUUACCACUGUAUAAAAGCUAGAAUUGCCCAUUUUAAGCUC